Molecule: messenger RNA, 6343 nt
Organism: Carassius auratus (goldfish)
Lineage: Eukaryota; Metazoa; Chordata; Actinopteri; Cypriniformes; Cyprinidae
Product: AP-3 complex subunit delta-1-like
Exons: 35
Coding region: 124-3903 (1259 amino acids)
Biological process (GO): neurotransmitter receptor transport, postsynaptic endosome to lysosome; synaptic vesicle budding from endosome; Golgi to vacuole transport
Cellular component (GO): endosome membrane; presynaptic endosome; terminal bouton
Source: RefSeq, a predicted model, not a curated record
AGAGCCGUCCUGUGCAGGCCGCUGUUCGGGACUGAAUGAGAGACUAGCGCUCCAGCGGGCCGGCCAGUACUCACAGAAAGCCCGUGUUUCGGUUCGGUCCGGUAGGACAGGAGGGAGAUCAUCAUGGCUCUGAAGAUCGUGAAGGGAAGCAUCGAUCGGAUGUUCGAUAAAAACCUGCAGGAUUUAGUACGUGGCAUCAGGAACCAUAAGGAAGAUGAGGCCAAGUACAUCUCGACGUGCAUCGAUGAGAUCAAACAAGAACUCAAACAGGACAACAUCGCUGUUAAAGCCAAUGCAGUCUGCAAGCUCACCUACUUGCAGAUGCUUGGCUAUGAUGUCAGUUGGGCUGCGUUCAAUAUCGUGGAGGUGAUGAGCUCCUCCAAAUUCACAUUCAAGCGAAUUGGCUACCUUGCAGCAUCGCAAUGCUUUCACGAGGGCACUGAUGUCAUCAUGCUGACGACCAAUCAGAUCCGCAAGGAUCUCAGUAGUCCCAACCAGUAUGACACUGGCGUGGCUCUGACUGGCCUUUCCUGCUUCGUGACCCCUGACCUUGCUCGUGACCUGGCCAAUGACAUCAUGACUCUGAUGUCCCACACUAAGCCGUACAUUCGCAAGAAGGCAGUGCUGAUCAUGUACAAAGUGUUCCUGAAGUACCCUGAGUCCCUUCGUCCUGCCUUCCCACGCCUCAAAGAGAAGCUGGAGGACCCAGAUCCUGGUGUCCAGUCAGCAGCUGUGAAUGUCAUCUGUGAACUGGCCAGAAGAAAUCCCAAGAACUACCUUUCCUUGGCACCCCUGUUCUUCAAACUCAUGACCUCCUCCACCAACAACUGGGUUCUCAUCAAGAUCAUUAAACUGUUUGGUGCUCUCACACCGUUGGAGCCUCGUUUGGGAAAGAAGUUGAUUGAGCCCCUUACAAAUCUCAUCCACAGUACCUCGGCCAUGUCGCUUCUCUAUGAAUGUGUCAACACGGUCAUAGCAGUGUUGAUCUCGCUGUCCUCUGGGAUGCCCAAUCACAGUGCUAGCAUACAGCUCUGUGUGCAGAAACUGCGAAUCCUGAUUGAAGACUCGGACCAGAACUUGAAGUACUUGGGUCUUCUGGCCAUGUCCAAGAUCUUAAAGACGCACCCCAAGUCUGUGCAGUCGCACAAGGACCUGAUCCUGCAGUGUUUGGACGACAAAGAUGAGUCGAUCCGACUGAGAGCUCUGGAUCUGCUCUAUGGCAUGGUUUCGAAGAAGAACCUGAUGGAGAUCGUGAAGAAGCUCAUGCUCCAUGUGGACAAAGCGGAAGGCACCACUUACCGAGAUGAGCUGCUCACCAAGAUCAUCGACAUCUGCAGCCAGAGCAACUACCAGUAUAUCACCAACUUUGAGUGGUACAUCAGUAUCCUGGUCGAACUGACUCGUCUGGAGGGCACAAGGCACGGCCACCUAAUCGCCUCUCAGAUGCUGGACGUCGCCAUCCGAGUCAAAGCCAUCCGAGGCUUCGCCGUGGCUCAGAUGGCCACUUUGCUGGACAAUGCACACCUGCUGACUGGCAACACGCAGCGCAACGGGAUCUGCGAGGUUCUCUACGCCGCCGCGUGGAUCUGCGGCGAGUUCUCAGAGCAUCUGGAAGACCCAAUGCAGACACUCGAGGCCAUGCUGAGACCCAAAGUGGCCACCCUGCCCGGUCACAUCCAGGCGGUGUAUGUACAAAAUGCGGCUAAGCUGUUUGCGACGGUGCUGCAGAAGCACGAAGGCGAGACAGACAGCCAGGCUGCGCAAGAGACCAGCCAGCUGCUCAUAGACAGACUGCCGCUGUUCGUCCAGAGUGCCAACCUGGAAGUGCAGGAGAGGGCGUCCUGCAUCCUCCAGCUGGUAAAGUACAUCCAGAAGCUGCAGCAGAAGAACGUGGAGGUGGCCGAGGAAGUAACAGCUCUCUUCGCCGGCGAACUCAAUCCUGUGGCCCCCAAGGCCCAGAAGAAAGUGCCUAUACCAGAAGGUCUGGAUCUCGACGCCUGGAUCAAUGAGCCUCCGUCAGAGAGCGAGUCUGAGGAUGAGAAGCCCAAAGCUGUGUUCGCUAAAGAAGAACCCAAGCAUUACAGAUCAAGAAACACUGAGGUUGAUGAGAAAGAGUUGGCCAGGAGGAGGGAAGUCAGGAAGCAGGAACAGGCCAACAACCCGUUCUACAUCAAGGCAUCACCAUCAUCUCAGAAGGUGUAUGACGCGCCAGGUGUAGAACACAUUCCAGUGGUGCAGAUCGACCUUAGUGUGCCUCUCAAAGUCCCAGGGAUGCCCAUGUCCGACCAAUACCUGAAGCUGGAGGAAGAGCGCCAGCAGAAGGAGAAGGCGGAGAGGAAGAAGAAGGAAAAGAAGAAAAAGCGUGAGAAGCGAGGAAAAGGGAGGAAGGCGGAUUCGGGUCCCGAGAGUGAGGAAGACAUAACGCCCGCUCAACAUGUGGACAUAGUCACAGAGGAGAUGCCAGAGAAUGCCUUACCAAGUGACGAUGACGAUAAGGAUCCUAACGACCCUCAUAGAGCUCUAGACAUCGAUCUGGACAAUCUGCUAUCUGGUUUUAGCUCAAGGCCGCUUGCAGACAGCGAGAAGCUUCCGGUGAGGACCCACCGUCCAGAGGUGCUGAAGAGCCCUGCUGAGGACAGAGUCAGCGAGAGCGUCCCACCGGAGACCAAGAAGAAGAGCAGUAAAGAGAAGAAAGAGAAGAAGAAAGACAAGGAGAAGGACAGGAAGAGGAGCAAAGAGGAAAAGAAGAAAAAGAAGAAACACAAAGAAGUGGAGGAGGAGCUUCUGGAGUCCCAGCCAGAAGAGCCUGUCCAAUCAGAGGAGACCAAAGAGGCGGCAGCCCCGCCCACAUCCACAUCUGCUGAGGCCUCGGAUCUGGAUUUCUGGCUCUCUAGCGCUCCUGUCCCCCCCGCCGCACAGGAGGUGACGGUGCCCUCGUCUGCUGUGGAAACGAGCUCUGCGGCCGUCCCAGAAUCUGAACCUGAUGAGCCUAAAGACACCGAGCCAGAGGACACGAAAUCCUCUAAACACAAGAAGAAAAAGCAGAAGAAGGAAAAGGAGGAGAAGGAGAAGAAAAAGAAGAAGCGACACCACCAUCAUCACCAUCACGGUGAGGCCGGGGGAGAGGAUUCGGUGCAGAACGGCACCGUGGAGGAAGAGGAGCCCCUGCCGCCCAUGUCCAACUACUCUGUGCUGGCGGAGAACUCCUUCAUCAAGAUGAUGAGAGAAGAUGCUGAGCAGGUGUACGACAUCCAGGGCAACCAUCAGGAUGAGAGCAAAGUUGUGGUGUCGAUCAUCUUCGAGAACAAGAGCGACAGCUUCCUGAAGUCGAUGGAGUUCAAUGUGCUGGAUUCCCUCAACUCCAAACUUCAGCGGCCCGAGGGAGCCGGACCUCACGACGGCCUGACCGUCCCCUUCCAACUGCCACCAGGCGUUUCGAACGAGGCCCGCUUCGUGUUCUCAGUGCAGAGUAUCGUCAUGCCUCAGAAACUAAAGGGAACCCUCACCUUCAUAGUUAAGUCAGAUGAAUCCUCUACUCAUGAGAAACUGGACUUCAAACUGCACUUUACAUGCACGUCAUACCUGAUCACCACUCCCUGCUACAGUGACGCAUACGCAAAGCUGCUGGAGUCGGGCGACCUGAAGGGCAGCUCUCUACGGCUAGAGGGGAUCAACAUGCCCUUCCACCACCUGCUGGCCAGGAUCUGCUUCCACCAUCACUUCUCCGUUGUGGAGAGGAUUGACUCCUGCGCCUCCAUGUACAGCAGGUCGAUCCAGGGUCACCACGUCUGUUUGCUGGUCAAAACCUCUGAUCAGACGGUCUCCAUCGAUGCCAAGUGCGACGAGCCAUCGCUGCUGGGGAAUGUGCUGGAUGAGCUCAAGCAGACCUUCUCGAAAUGUUGAUUGUGUCUGAGAGACCCCUCACCACUCUGAAACCCCCUGAACCCCCAUCCCAGCGCAGCCUGUCCGGCUGAACCACACGCUCAGAAUCAUAUAUGGCUCUCUGAGACUCGGGUCCCUCCUCUUCCUUUCUAUUUAUUGGAUCAGUCGUUCUGCUGUUCUUCUUUUAAGAUCACAAAUUUCAAGCCUUUGUUUCCCCUUCUCGACCUCCGACGUGCAUUUUGUUUCUUACUAUGCUUCUUCGUCUCUGACGGUCUUUCCAUUGUCUUAACGGUCCAUGACUUCCAUCUUGAGAACUGGAUUGUUUUUCCUUGUCGAUGCUUGUUGUUUGCUUUUUUUGUUAUGUUUUGCGUUGUGGUGUUUGUUGCGUUUUUUUUUUUUAAUCUGUCCUGAACUCCACCAUCGCCUUUCUCUGCAUUAAACAUCAGCGUGUCUGUUCCUUACCAGUUUUGUAUGUGUUGCUCUUUUCGGAGGCAAGUCCUUGCAGGACUGGUUUCGGACCCGAAACAGCUCAACCCCUCCUCAAACUAUUAACUGCCUCUGAGCACUAAUUUCACUCAUAAAGUACAGUUGCACAAAUAGUCGCACGGAUGUAGGACGUAUAGGUAACACAGGGUUGCAUUCUAGUCUACGUUUAUACUUGCAAUCCCGCGUGAUAUUAGCGACCUCAUAAUGUUCUGAGAUGAAACUACAGUUGCAUAUAGUUAACUAAACCGCACACUAACAAACCUUGCUCAGGAUAAUGACGGUUAGUGAAGGUGGCAAAAUGAACAACAUCGGAUUAUCUUACAUCUCACAAAUCCGCUAUAGUAAUUCUUGUACUUUAUGUUCGAGUAAAUGGAUGCUAGGGUUGCAAAGAGGUGUUUCCAGAUAUUUACUAAAAUUUCCACAACCCUAAUGGACACCAUGAGGAUGCAAUCAGAAAAAUUUCGAUUUGUACUGUAGUUUGUUGGGGGAGGAUACUCAAAUAGAUUAAUCGCGUCAAAGCGAUUAGUCGCGAUUAAUCACAUCCAAAAUAAGUAUUUACAUGUGUGUUAACUGUGUAUAUUUAUGUGUAUAUAUAAAUGUACACUUGCGUAUAUAUUCAUAUUUAUAUCUGAAUGACUAAAUGCAUACACACAUAUUAUGUAAACACUUAUUUUGGAUGCGAUUAAUCGAUUUAAUGCUAUUAAUUUGGUUUAUAUAUUCUAUUUUACAAACUAAAGUACUAUUCGAAAUUCUUUUCUGAUUGCAUUCAUCAGUAAACAUUUUAACCUUGAAAAUUGCUUAAACAUGCCAUUUAACACACUGUCAGUAUCUCAUAUUUCUGGACAGUAUUAUAGUAAAAUGACUCCUUGUAUGUUUCUAAUACCUGUCUUAAGAAUAUAUUGCUAUGAAAGGGAGCCUAACAAGUUAAAUGUGCACUUCCUCUGUCUAUAUGACGUCUGUCAAACGCCACCGUGACAUGCUUCAUGUGUUCUUCAGCUCUUAGAACUGCCGUCUUCUACAUUUGCAGAUUGCAACGAAUCUUGUUUUUUGUUUUUUAUGCUGUUAAAUGCCUUUUUCACACUAAUGAACUUGUACUGACUAAUUCAGGCACAUGCUGUAAGUAAUUCCUGUGUUUAACUGUCAUAUCCAGCACGCUGUAGCGCUCGGUUGUAAAGACGCAACCAAAAUAGUGGAGUUCUGCUCAUGAAACCUGACGUUGUCCUGAGCGUACCUAGCAAGUGUUUUCCAUCGUACGAGUGAGUUCAUCAACAAGAAGUGACUUGAAAAGCAGGUUAAAAGAACGUUUCUGGAAAAACAACAUCUCUAGAGGUUUACAGGUCCUGUGAGGAUCCAGUCAUCUGAUGUGGAGAAAAGCGACUGUAAUUAUUAACAAGUCUGAAUUUUCUGCUACAAGUCACAUUGAAAUGUAUAACUUGCAUGGGUAGCAAUGUAAACUACUUUUUGUUUAUUUUUGACUAAUACAUGAACACUUGCAUAGAAAACUUUCCUAUCAUUCCUUGAUUGUCGCAAUUGUUUUCUAGUUUCUUUUUUUACAUAAAAGUUGGCAUCACCAAUAUUACACUUUUUUUUUUAUUGUAUAAUGUAUUUAUAUUUGUUAUAAGUACAUAAACUUCAGAAAAUGUCUUGGAAUGUUUUAAAAAAAAAUAGCAUUUUGCAUUAAAUUAUUAUACAUAUAAAUAUCAGUAGAGGGGGUUUGGGGGGAUUUAGGGGGUCCGUCUACUCUAGUUAUGAAUACUUUAACCGUUAAAUGUGAUUCAAGUGAAGUGGCCCAGCUAAUCUAAUAAGGUUUUCCCUCUGGCAAGUUGUAGUGCAGAUAUUGCUGGAUUUGGCUUAUCAUUAAAUAUAAACCCAUUGCUCUUCAUUAUAGGUACUGUCCAACUCCUUCAUAUGUAUUUUCUGACUGUAUGAUGUAAUAUAAUGUUUUAAGAUGAAUAAAUGAACUACAAGAAUGACC